Molecule: messenger RNA, 3165 nt
Organism: Rotaria sordida
Lineage: Eukaryota; Metazoa; Rotifera; Eurotatoria; Philodinida; Philodinidae
Source: the annotation of a GenBank genome assembly
AUGGAUACACGCCUUGAAAGAAUUACUGAUUCACUCAACUGGAUAAUGAAGGCGAUGGCACGUGUGAAAAUGACUAAAGAGGAUCCUCCACUUAUUGAACACACGAAAAAAGUUUCGAAUAAUAUGAAACAAACUUGUUAUUUUUAUAGUUUUUCUGACUGGGGUCGAUGUUUUGGUAAUAAAGAGGCUAAUGAUCAAUACAGAAAACUAGAUGAUGAUACUGAAGAUAGUGACAACAAAGCAUCAAUUGGUGUUUUCGAUUUAAUUAUCGCUCAUGAAGCAAUGAAGGAAUUGAAUACAUAUUCGAAAGCCGGACGCAUUGUUCAAGAAGUGUUUAGUUCACUCCGAACUGUUCUUUCACUUAAUGGUAGCAAAUUUGAACAAAAACGAUAUGAAAGAGAAUUGCAUCUAACUCGUUGGAGUAGUGUUCGACAAGGUGCUAUAUUCGGUGUUUUUAUGGGUUGGUUGUCUCUUCUUACAUAUAUAGUGUAUGCAGUUGGUUUGAUCUUUGGAUCUAUUCUAAUGUCUUAUGAAAACCAUAAUACAUUGAGUAUCAGUGAUAUCCUUGUCAUUGUUUGUAUCUUUUCACAAUGCAUGUAUUAUGUCAGUUUUAUUGGUUCUUUCUUUCAAUCAUUUUCUGAAGCUCGAGGUGCAGCAACACAAGUGUUUCAACUGAUUGACGAGGCACAAAUGGCAGGUAUAAAUGAAACAGAAAUAUGGAAAAAGAGUAGAUCAAACGAAGAUUCAGUUGAUAUCAAUGGUGAUAUUGAAUUUGACAAUGUCAACUUUAUUUAUCCAUCUCGAAAAGGUGUAUCUGUUUUGAAUAAUCUCAAUUUUAUUGCUCGUGCUGGUCAAACGACAGCUCUUGUAGGUUUAAGUGGUUGUGGAAAAAGUACAUGUAUAUCACUUCUUCUUCGUUACUAUGAGCCUUCAUCGGGUCGACUUAUAAUUAAUGGUCGAUUGAGUACAGACUACGAUCUCAAGCAACUUCGACAAAACAUUGGGGUCGUUAGUCAAGAGCCUAUUCUAUUUGAUAUGAGUGUUUAUGAAAAUAUUCGUUUUGGUAAAGUAAAUGCUACACAGGCAGAAAUUGAAGAAGCAGCAGAGCAAGCAAACGCACAUAAUUUCAUCAUGCAAUUACCAAAUAAAUACGAAACAUGCGUUGGUGAACGUGGUAUACAACUGAGUGGUGGUGAAAAACAACGUAUUGCUUUAGCUCGUGCUCUUGUCAAACAGCCUACCUUACUUUUGUUGGACGAAGCAACUAGUGCACUUGAUAAUGCUAGCGAAAAAAUUGUCCAAGAAGCACUUGAUCGAGCAUGUCAAGGUCGUACAACUAUUGUGAUUGCUCAUCGUUUGACUACAAUUGAAAAUGUUCAUCAUAUAUAUGUAUUAGAUAGUGGAGGUGUGAUUGAGCAAGGUACGCAUGAAAUAUUGAUGGCACAAGAAGGAGGCAAAUAUAAAGAAAUGAUUAAAAAUCAACAAAUAAAAAAAAUAAAUAAUAGUAAAGUUGAUAUAAUGAGCAUGGCAAAACCAGAUGAAGAAGAUGAAAAACAGAUUUUUGAACGAUCUCUGCUUAGUGAUAGCCAAGCUGCUGAUGUAGACAGAACAUUCAAAGAUUGUGUACAUUCUGAACGACAUCGUCAAGUAUUAACUUCCAGUUUUCUCUUUUUACUUUUGGGUCUUAUUAUUUUGAUUCUUCGUUUUCUUCAAUUCUUGGCUUUUGCCAUAUCGGGCUCAAAACUGACACAACGUAUUCGUUCAAAAGCUUUUGCAUGUCUUCUUCGUCAAGAGGUUGCUUAUUUCGAUAGAUCUGAAAAUAAUUCUGGUGCUCUUUGCGUUCAUCUUUCAACUGAUGCAUCAGCCAUUCAACAGAUGAUUGGCACAAGAUUGGGAGUUAUCUGUGAAAAUUUAGCAUUGACUUGUGUUGGUCUUCUACUUGGCAUCCUUUUUAGUUGGCAAUUGACAAUAAUUAUUUUUGUUCCGUGUUUGAUCCUUAUUAUUGCUCUUUUUUUGAGUGUGCGGUUGCAGAUGUGUUCGAAUGAACAAACCAGUCUCAUUCAUAGACAAGCAAACAAACUGGCAAUUGAAGUCAUUCACAAUAUGCGUACAAUCAAACAGUUGUCAGUAGAAAAGGAAGUUUUACAAAAAUAUUCUGAAUUUAUUCAUGACAUAUCCAUAAUAUUUCAGAAAUAUUCCUUAUUACGCGUAAUACCAUUGAGUUUAUUUUGGGGAUCCGACGCAUACAUUUCGGCAUUCCUAUAUUGGCGUGCUCUUGUUCUUGUUGAGCAGAACAAAAUAAACUUGAACAGUAUUGUCACAAUCCUUGCCUUUGCUAUUUUUGCUUUUCAAAUAUUGAAAAGCAUCGACAACAUGUCUGCUCAAAUUGGUACAUCACUAUCUGCUGCUAAAAGUUUCUUUGAUUUAUUUGAUCGAACACCAGCAAUUGAUAAUACAUCAACUGAAGGACAAGAAUUGGUUGACUUUCAUGGAGCGAUAGAAUUUAAUCAAGUUAAAUUUUCCUAUCCAACUCGGCCAACAACUAUUGUCCUUAAUAAAUUUCAAUUAAAUAUUAAACCAGGACAAUGUGUAGCUCUUGUUGGUGCAUCUGGCAGUGGUAAAUCAACGAUCAUUCAAUUGUUGGAACGAUUCUAUGAUGUUGGACAUGGUCAGCUGCUUCUUGAUGGUGUUGACAUUCGACAAUUAAACAUUCGCUGGGUUCGUUCUUGUUUUGGUCUUAAUGUUCCUAUGGAAGAUAUUAUCAAUGCAGCAAAGAAAGCUAAUAUUCAUGAUUUUAUAAAGCGACUACCUCAGGGUUAUGAGACAAAGGUAGGAAUGAAAGGCAGUUUUUUGUCAGGUGGUGAGAAGCAACGUAUUGCCAUUGCUCGAGCACUUCUUCGUCAACCUAAAGUAUUGCUCCUAGAUGAGGCUACAAGUGCCAUGGAUUCACACAAUGAACAAAUGGUUCAUCAAGCUCUUGAAGCAGCUCAAAUAGAAGAUCCUAGUCGAACAUUACUCAUUAUUGCUCAACGUCUUUCAACUAUUCGUUCAUGUGAUUUAAUUUGUGUCAUCGAUAAGGGACAUAUAGUUGAGAGUGGUACUCAUACAGAACUAAUGCAACGAUGUGGCGCUUAUUAUAUGUUGUUUACUCAAAAUAAUACAUAA